GCGCUCUCUUAUCUAAAGACUUGAAUACCGUGCGACUGGUCCCUGGUUCCAAAUUUAUUUGCGAACUGAGCCAAGUGAAGGGAAAAAAAACAGUUCAAAAAGCGGGGAAUGUGAAAUAAAAACAUGUCAAAUCCACUUUUCACGUUCAGACCUACGAAAGAUAAAUUACAGCCGUUCGAGAAACGUUUUUCGAAACGAGAAACUACUGUCAGAAAGUGGACAUUUGUACGGGAUUCAGAAUCAGUCUCUGAGACCAAUGUAAGAAGAGACAAUCUUAGAUCGAAUGCAUCAACCAGAUUGAGCAGUGCAUCACUUAGUAAUCUUAAAAGAAAAAGUUCCAUACCAGCCAUCUUAGAAGGAGUGAGUCUACCAUCAGGCACACCAGAAGGUAGUGAAAAUGGAAGUGAUUUGAACUCUGACCUAAGUCCCUAUUCUCAGACAAGAGGAAGUGAUAUAUUGACACAUGCAUCCCUACGAUCAAGAACCAAACAGAAAGUACACAUUGAUUCAGAUGAUAAUGUAUCAUCAAGUUCAGAGGUCAAGACUACAGGGUCAGAUCAAGGAACAAUCACCUCUACUCUCGACUCAACCAAAGAAAGUUCUACUUAAAGUGUUAGAAGAUCAACAAGAAAAAAAACGAAACAGGUUUAUACCGAAGCUAUUUGUGAAAUUCCAAGAAAUUUACCAAAACAUGAAGGUAAAGCUUCAAAAAAUGUGCAUGCUGUCAGAAAUUCAACGGUGUUAAAUGACAUGUCCAGUGAUUCAACUUUGUAUAGCCAAACCAAGGAAGUGACAAGCAGACGAUCUCCAAGAAAAAGGCCGUUUCAAUCAGUUCUCAAUAGCAGUGUCAAUAAUAAUUCUGUUUUGUCAACAAAAAUUUCUUCGGCAAAAAUGGUGGGUGUUGAUGUUUCAGAAAAAAGUUUAAGAAUAGAAUUAGAAUGCAAA
Molecule: messenger RNA, 945 nt
Organism: Mytilus trossulus (common blue mussel)
Lineage: Eukaryota; Metazoa; Mollusca; Bivalvia; Mytilida; Mytilidae
Exons: 4
Coding region: 124-609 (161 amino acids)
Source: RefSeq, a predicted model, not a curated record